UCGGAAAAAACCAUAGUGAAAAAUGGCGGCCAAGUCAAAGAAGCGGCUGUCUAAAAUUGAAAAUAAGUUGUUAAAAUUAGAAAAAUUAGAAUUAAAAGAUGUAUUUUGUUCAAUUUGUCAAUCUAUUUUAAUAGAACCCGUAACCUUGCCGUGUUUUCAUGAUUUUUGUCAACGUUGUUUCAAUGGUAGCAUAGAAAAUAAUGCUUUGUGUUGUCCUCUAUGUCGAUUGCGAAUUGGAUCCUGGCUAAGAACAGCAACAAAACAAAAGAAUUUGGUGAAUGUUGAACUUUGGAAUUUUAUUAAAUCGAAAUUUCCUCAAGAAAUUGAAAUCAAAACUAAAGGAGAAGACAUCCAUUUGCCAGAAGAGAUUCCCCUACCUAGGUUAAGUGAGCCUGGCGAAAUAAGGUCAGAAUAUGAGGCUGAGUUGAAACGCUUAAGAGCUGAACGAGUAAGAUUAGAGCAAAAACACAUACAGGAAACUGAAUUACUAAUCAAGAAAAUUCAAAGUGAAGAAGAAGAAGCACAUAAAAAGUAUCUAGAAAAUUUAAAAAAAGAUGAAAUUUUAGCUCUACAAAUGCAACAAGAUCAUGCUGAUCCUGUACCGCCACGGAACACUCCUAGGAGACUCAAUUAUAGGGCCACCGCUGCUAAACCUAGACUGAAAUCUACCAAGAUAGAUAAUUAUUUAUCUAAACUACAAGUACCCACCACUAAAGAUAACCUUCAAAUAAAUAAUGAAUCCAAUGAUAAUGAAAGUUCUAAUGGGUCGACACCCAAAACUCCUAUAGUCAAGCCCAUGAAUGGAGCAUCACCAGAAAUGGUUCCCAGCUAUGGAAAAUUAAUUAAGAACUUAGUAGAUAAAAAAAGUAAACUUGGCCCAGGUUUAUGGAAUAAAGAAAAUGGGGAAAAUGUCAAAGAAAAAAAAGACGAUCCAAAAGCAGGUGAUAAAGAAGUAGGUAACACUAACACAGAAGACAAGGUUAAAGUAAAAGGCUCUGUGCCUUCUUUGGUUGUAUCCUUGCCACUGCCAUAUACAGGAAUACUCCAACACAAAAUUAAUUUAGCUGAAAAUAGAAAUGUUGAGACUGGAAGUGUUGACUCCAUGCGUCAAGAGUUGUGCUAUUUCAAACCAAUUGAAUCAACAACUCCCACAAGUUUCAAUACAGGCAAGAGCCUGCCUCUCCGAGUACCAGGACUUCGUGUAGAAAAGGAGACAGUAUCAUCUAGUAAUGAACCACUACCAACUCGAGCGCAAUACUUAGAGGGACUUUGUCGCCUCAGAAACUUGUCUUUAGCAAAAAACUUACCAUCUGCCUUUGUCAUUGCCCUAAAUAUUCUCAAAGUUAAUAAGGAACACCCUGGGAAAUGCGAAACUACCAGAUCGAAAGUUAAGAAAAUUGCAUCUACUAGUCCAUGUGUUGCGCCUUUACCAACCAAGAAAAAUCCUAAUAGAAAUAAACAAACUAUACAUAUUGAUGGCAUCAAUAAAUUAAAUAAUGAAAGCAAUCUUAGACGCACGCGGUCCAUGGGAAGCAUUUCAAAAGAUGAAAACGAAACAACACCUAAGAAGGGCAAAAUAAAACAGAGGAAAGUAUCGUCUGAGAGGAAGCCAUACUUACGCAGUGAUUCCAAAAAGUCAAGUACCAAAAAAGAAUUGCACAGUCCAUUAAUUUCUGAAUCAAUAAAUAACAAUAAGGUUAACUUAGCUGUAAAAAAUUUGUCUAGUCCACUAAAAAAUUGUGAUGUUAAGAAAAUAUUAGAAGAACAGCUUAGAAUUGAAAAAUUGAUUGAACAAGAAAAGAAUGAUUACGAAAUGGCUCGAAAGAUGGAAGCGGAGUGGAAUGGCAGGAGAAACCCACGAAGGUCGACUAUUAAACGACAAGUAACUCUUAAUUACGCUCUUAGACCCGCCAAGAAACUAAAGGUCUGAAUUAUCUCCUUAGUCUUAUGAAAGCAUUUUUAGUUAGAAAAUUCCUGUGGUUGUUUAUUUAAUUCUGUUUGUUAUUUUGUUUGUGUCGAAUGACUGUAUAGGUCAGUUCAGAUAAUAUUUAAAAACGAAAAGAAAUUGUAGUUGAAUGAAGCCCAUUGGCAAGGGAAGAGAAAACGCCCAAAAAUAUGGAAACCGCUACUGUUUUCUUGCAUUUUUAAAGCUAUCUGCAGUGAUGUAGAACGAUUGGUUUAAUGUUAAUAAUAAUGAAAAAGAUAAUUCAGGUUACAAAUUCUAUAUCUCUAUUUAUGUUUAUAUUUAGCAAUGCAUAAAUUGGAACAAAAGCAAUCUGGUUGACUUAAUGUGACUAUUAAUUACUUUCUUUGAGACUGUAUGAAUUUUUGCAGCUUACAUUAUUUAUAUUUCUCACCGACUACCUAUUAUUAAUCUCAUAAGUAAAUUGUAUGUAUGUACAUUUUUAUGUAGAUAGAUGUUUAACUACCUUAUUAAUUAUAUUAAAAUGGAAACAAUUAUAAUUUUAAUAGUAUGCCAUGUAUAACUGACGUAAUGAUAGAAUUCAAUUUUUUAUUUCGAAUUUAUGUGAUGCAAAAUAAAUUAGACACCGGGCCCUGGCCGCACUACGGUGGAACCGCGGCUGUUUUUAACACAUUUCAUUGUAUCAAUAAAAGUCAGUACCGCUUGUUAUUGUGUAUUCCACAAAAUUACGCGAUUAAAAACCGUGGCAAUGCUACCCUAGGGCGACCGGGGCCUUCAUGUUCGAAUUUUGGCAAAGAUGCUACAAGGAUAUCUUGCAAUUUUUAUUAUUAAUAUAAAUAACAGUCUGUUUUGAAAACUAAAUGAUUCUGGUCUCACUUGUACAUAGUACAAUAAAAAUAAAGAUGUAAUAAACGCGUCUGGAUAGUCCAGUUCAAAGGAGUUACGUCCAAAAUUACUUUUUAAUGUAACAUAUUUACGAUUGCUAUAGUUUAUUUUUUCACCAGUUUAUCUAAAACCUUAUUGUUACCAAAAAUCUGUCAAAAUAAGGUUUCAUUUGUAAUGUACAAGUGAAUUUGGGCCUUUUUAGGCCAGUACUUAUAGUUCUUCUAACAUGAACAAAAUCGAAGGCCUGGCGUGUUGGUUGCCUAUAAGUAGUAAGCAGUAUAAAUCUGCCAGCUCUCUACAUACUUCUUAUACAUAGCUUUGUUACAGAGUAACCAUUUCAUAAAAGCAUAUAUUUUACAUAACUGCGAGUAUAAACAUUAUUACAUAUUAUUGGUUCUAACAUUUAAGUGCAGACAUUAUGUAGACCUAGGUUGUAACACCGAGGAGAGUUAACAGUUUAGUAUUCAAACCUAGUUGAUCUACUCGAAAUUAUAAUAUAGCCUAUUUACUAUUAUGUCUAAUCUCAUAUUCACUUUGUAAAAAUGUAUCCUACAUAACGUAAAACAGUAUUGGAAAGUAAUAUAAUAUAGAAAGAGCAUUGGACUAAAUAAGCACAUUUGAAUCGUCACCAAUAUAAAUAUAUGGGUAACGAUAAUAUAACUAAUUCAAUGCAGAAAAACUUCAGAUUUCUUGUAUCCUUUAUAUAGAAGUUUAAAGAUUAGAACUUGGUUUGGUUUGUCAAUAAAACUAUGUUAUAAGGCUGUGCCAACUAGGCCAAUAGAGUAAAAAAUGUAUGUAAACUGUGAGAUGUCAGUCACACUGAAUUGAAUUUAAAUAAAAAAAAUAAACAAUACUUCGCCGGCUAACACAUUGCGGCUCAAGCAUACAUUGGAUUAAAGGCAGUUGCCCCAAUUAAGUCCAUUUCAUAUGGGAAGCAUUUAGUAUUAUAUAGUUAUUAGAAAUGUGCUAACGAUAAAAUCGUAUUCAAUGUGGCGGUUACAAAAUAAAACAACUCGAUUAAUCUUAUCUCAAUUUAUUUAAAAACUUAAAUUAUGCUCAAAUUCUCCUCGCGGGUGUGUUGCUAAUUGUCACGCAGGUGCAGCGCGCAGCGGGGACCUAUAUUUGUAUUUAUUCUCGUUGCUUGCCAUAUCGUUUUUAGUUGUAGCUCUGCUUACUUCCCACUUAUCGUCGGUGGUACAACUGCCUUUGCCCAAUCCCUUAAAGAAAUACAUAUGAAACAGGAUUAGGAACAAAACUUACAACAUUGACAUACAAGUUCGAUGUAUUAUCCGAGUUGUUUAAGACUAAUCUAAGCUUUGCUCUCAAAUUCUAAGUAUACAUACAUACAUAAUAUGUAAUUAGGGUGUGGUUAUCCGUCGAUAACCGGCUGUUUGGCUGUUUUUAGGGUUAUUACCAUUUUCGCUUAGCAAUUCGUGGAUGAAAAAUGAGAAUGUGAUUAGACUUUGUUUGUAGCAUUUCCAUAGCCCCAAAAGGGGUCAAGAGCGAAAGGGCGAGUCAAACUCGCUUAAUAAGUGUUCUGUUAAAUGCCUAUAUCACAUGUAUUUUUUUGUAAGAAAUAUGCUAUAAAAUAUAAAUUCUUUUGUAAAGCAAAGUGUACUUUAUUGUGCAGCAUUAAUAACUUUUUUCAGUAGUUAUUAUUUGACAUACUGCUUAACAUUUGUAUAAAGUCAGAUAGUCGGUUAGUACGACGGAAGAUGAGAAUAAUUAUGUAAAUACAGCUUUUAUUAUCUAAGCAAUUCAUCGGAAGAUUCUCAUUUUAAUAAUUCUCAUGGUUUAUUCGUAAACGACUAUCCAUGAUCUCAUGACAUGUGAUUAAACUUGUGAUUUAAGGAUUUUAAGUUUAAAAUGUAUAGGUGUUAUGUAUAUGUAUUUAUAAUGUGGUGCUCUUAUCCAAUUAUCGUAAUAGAAAGCUUCCACUAUUUGCAAACAAUAUACCUACUUUGGAAAUGAAA
Molecule: messenger RNA, 4782 nt
Organism: Spodoptera frugiperda (fall armyworm)
Lineage: Eukaryota; Metazoa; Arthropoda; Insecta; Lepidoptera; Noctuidae
Exons: 7
Coding region: 23-1930 (635 amino acids)
Biological process (GO): double-strand break repair
Cellular component (GO): site of double-strand break; nucleus
Molecular function (GO): ubiquitin-protein transferase activity; metal ion binding; nucleosome binding
Source: RefSeq, a predicted model, not a curated record